AUCCGUAUUGUGACAUCACUGGUAGGUAAAACGUCACUGGUUCGAUGCAUUUAUGCCACAACGAAUCACAAAUCUAACCUAUUCUCAGAAGUGCAUUUUCAUGGUUAUCUGUUAUCGUUAUUUAUUUGUUAAAUAUUUGUGAUAAAAUGGAAUCUGUGGUAGACAAAAACCAAUAUAUUCUCCACAAUGAGCAGCCAGUAGUAUCUCUAGAAUUUAAAUCGGUAUUCGAAGGCCUAACUCAAAAAGAAAAGUUAUACGCCCACCACAUCAGCAGAGCUUCUUGGAUAGGGGGAUUAAUUACUCUUUUACAGACGAGCCCCGAGUCUGGACCUGCCUUUGUUUUUCUUCAUAAGCUAUUUUCUGCAGAAAAUCCGGAAAAAUUCAAAACUGGUGCUUUGGCUGCUGGUUUCACCGAAGAUGAAAUCCAAGCACUGUUUGUUUAUGCUUGCGGAAUAUUCUGUAAUGCCGGAAAUUAUAAGGGCUUUGGUGACACCAAAUUCAUCCCAAACAUCGAACAAAAUCGUUUGGAGGAGCUCCUCAAAUUGAGCCCGAACUGGGAAAAACUUGAACCAUUAUGGAAAUCCCUAAAAGACGCUCUUUAUGACUUGAGUCCAGGUAAAACGUGCCUUGGAUACACCCCAGAAGGGUGUACCACAUACUUGUCGAAAAACUGUACACCUGAAGAUAACGAAGCAGUACAAAAUUGGAUGAAAUCUGAAAAAAUGGAAUGCUACAAUACUAGGUUGUUCAAAACUGUGGAAAAUGAUAAGAUAUGCUAUCAUAUAAGAUUAGCUGGAGAAGUUAAAAAUACGUUGAAAACCCACACUGAAGGUAACGUAACUUACAUAGUCACUUCUGGUGACUAUUCUCCACUUAUGGGAAAAGUUGCUGACUCAUUAGAAGCUGCUGUGGAGCAUGCUGCGAAUGAAACUCAACAGAAUAUGCUGGAAUCUUAUGCUCGUUCAUUCAGAAGUGGAUCGUUAGAUGACCACAAGACCGGUUCAAGAUACUGGAUUCAAGAUAAAGGACCUGCGAUUGAAACAUAUAUUGGUUUCAUUGAAACUUAUAGGGAUCCCGCGGGGGUGAGAGGGGAAUUCGAGGGUUUUGUAGCAGCGGUUAAUAGAGAAAUGUCUCUGAAGUUUGCUGACUUGGUUGCUAAAGCUGAAAAAUUUUUGACUUUGUUACCUUGGGGCGAAGGGUUUGAAAAAGACACUUUUUUAAAACCAGAUUUCACCUCCUUAGAUGUCCUUACUUUUGCUGGUAGUGGCAUACCGGCAGGUAUCAACAUACCUAACUAUGAUGAUAUUCGUCAAACUGAAGGAUUCAAAAACGUUUCUCUAGGAAACGUAAUACCAGCCAGUUAUCAGUUUGCAGUCACUCCGUUUCUGAGUAAAGAAGAUGCUGAUCUCUUACAAAAAUGGCGUGUUCCUGCUUUCGAAUUACAGGUAGGUCUCCAUGAACUACUAGGUCACGGAUCCGGAAAACUUCUCAUGAAGAAACCAGACGGCUCCUUCAAUUUUCCCUCCACCCUAGUGGAUCCUCUAACCGGGAAACCACCUUCAUCUUAUUACGAGUCCGGAGAUACGUAUGACACAAAAUUCGGCCCCCUUAGCUCGUCCUAUGAAGAGUGCAGAGCCGAAGCUGUUGGGUUGUACCUCAGCUUGGACCCGAAUGUACGCAAAAUUUUCGGACACGAAGGAGAACAGGCUGAAGAAGUGGCAUACGUCAAUUGGUUGUCGCUGAUAUGGGCAGGUGCGGGAAGGGGUUUGGAGCUGUGGGAGCCCGGUAGAGGUUGGCUACAGGCACAUGCGCAGGCUCGUUUUGUGAUAGCUAAAGUACUUAUUGAGGCUGGAGUAGCUUCAGUCACACAGCCAAAGGAAAACGACUUAUUGGUGACUGUGGAUCGUUCGGCGAUUAACGAAACUGGAAAAAAGGCACUUGGAGACUUCCUUCUAAAGUUGCAGGUAUACAAAGCAACAGGCGACGUAGAAAAAGCUAAGGCACUCUAUGACCACUAUGCGGAAGUGAACGAACCGUGGGCCAGUUGGAGAUCCAUCGUUUUAGCCAACAAACAGCCCAGAAAAAUGUUCGUUCAGGCUAACACAUUUUUAGAAGGUCAAGAAGUUCGGCUGAAAACUUAUGAAAGUUCGGUGAGUGGGUUGUUGCAGUCUUGGGUGGAUCGAUUCCCAGAGCCUGAACCCUUGUACGAAGCCUUAUUGACGCUUUCAGAGGCUGACUCUUCCCAUUUCUGAUGGAUGUCAACGUAUUCUAGCAUAAUUUGCAAAUUUUAUCAGUUUUGUGACAUGAAUGAUUUUAUCAAAAAUACUUGCAAUAUUUGAUAUUUUUAAUACAUUUUAAAAUUUGA
Leptinotarsa decemlineata (Colorado potato beetle) is the source of this 2365-nucleotide messenger RNA. It is a transcript of the gene DppIII, whose product is annotated as dipeptidyl peptidase 3. Gene Ontology annotation, biological process: proteolysis. Gene Ontology annotation, cellular component: cytoplasm. Gene Ontology annotation, molecular function: dipeptidyl-peptidase activity; metalloexopeptidase activity. The record is from RefSeq and is a predicted model, not a curated record. NCBI's taxonomy places the organism in Eukaryota, Metazoa, Arthropoda, Insecta, Coleoptera, Chrysomelidae.